AUGAAGGAUGCUUGGCGUAUCUCUCUGCGACCAUAUAAACAAUCAGACUCUCCGUCAGAUGAGCAGCGUGCAGGAUGCUGCUGUAAGCAUGCGGAAAACAAAAUCGGAAGUAGCUCGCUUCUGAUGAAGUUGAAUUUGUUCAAUUUGCAAAACUUAAUAGAAUUUGGCGCUGCUCUACAAAACUAAGUCGAUGACGAUGAUGGGGGCGAAAAACCGACCAGAAUGGUGGAGCAGACAGGAAGUGAAACGAAUGAACGAAAAGAAGCUAUCAAGGAAGAGCCUAUAGAACUAAUUGGCCAAACAAAUAAUGAAGAGACGCAAGUCAGUAGAAAGAAGUUGCGCCAACGAAUGCCGAAAAAGGCAGCUAAUGAUGACGAUUCAGCGAGCAGCAUAGAAGUGAACUUU
Molecule: messenger RNA, 405 nt
Organism: Gongylonema pulchrum
Lineage: Eukaryota; Metazoa; Nematoda; Chromadorea; Rhabditida; Gongylonematidae
Source: the annotation of a GenBank genome assembly